Messenger RNA from Vitis riparia (riverbank grape), 2093 nucleotides. Its product is annotated as putative receptor-like protein kinase At4g00960. The record is from RefSeq and is a predicted model, not a curated record. The transcript is spliced from 5 exons. Gene Ontology annotation, molecular function: protein kinase activity; ATP binding. NCBI's taxonomy places the organism in Eukaryota, Viridiplantae, Streptophyta, Magnoliopsida, Vitales, Vitaceae. Gene Ontology annotation, biological process: protein phosphorylation. Bases 318 to 1955 code for a protein of 545 amino acids.
UCUUCCUCUUUCCCCUCCUUUCACUGGCCUAUGAGGACCCUCGUGCGAAUCUAUGUGAUGGUACCAUCACCUACGCCCCUAAUUCUACCUUCUCCUCCAAUCUAGACAGAGCUCUCCAGACUCUUCAGAACACUACUGCCUCCAACGGUUUCGCCACCACGAUCGCCGGCAGCAUUAGCCAGACAGUGACAGCCCUCGCCCUCUGUCGUGCUACCAUAACCCCAUCAGAUUGCCAGCUAUGCAUCGAUGCUGCCACAUCGGGCAUUCGAAAUGUAUGUCCCAAUGGAACAGCAGCUCAGGUGUGGUACACCCUCUGCAUGCUGCGGUACUCCAGCCAGAACUUUGUGAACAAAACUGACUACACCAUCGCCUUCAUCUUGGUUGAUACUCGCGAUGCUCCAGAUCCUGAUCAUUAUGAUGCGAAAACUAAGAUGUUGAUGCAGAAUCUGUCGUCCACUGCCGGCGUAUCUGAGAGGAGAUAUGCAGUGGGAAGAACAACAGCACCAGAAAACCGCACCCUCUAUGGCUAUGUUGAUUGCACUCGUGACGUCGAUGGAGAUAGCUGCAAGCGAUGCCUAUUGACAACAACAAGUGCCGUAGACUCUUGCUGUUUGGAUCGAUGGGCGGUUUGGAUUGCUACACCAACAUGCAAUAUCCAGUUCGAUAUGGAUCCUGUGCAUGAUGAUUGGGUCAAUGGCCCUUAUAUCAACACAGAUACGACUCCAUCUCCAGCACUGGCGCCGGCCCUAGCGGCAUAUAAUCAUGCUGGAAGUGGAAGUCUGGUAAUCAAAAUUGCUGUUGCUUUAACAGUUGGAACAGUUGGAAUAGUUGUUUUGGCAGUUGUGGUACUGUGUGUUGUCAAGUGGAGGAAAAGAGACGAAGUGGAGAGAGAAGGCUUUGAAGUUGCAGAAGAAGACAGUGAGGGAAUUGGGACGAGAUCUUUCCUGUAUGAUUUGGAAGUUUUGGUUGCUGCAACUGAUAAUUUUUGUUUGGCAAAUCGGCUGGGUGCCGGUGGGUUUGGGAGUGUCUAUAAGGGGGUGAUGGAAAAUGGUGAAGAAAUAGCAGUGAAGAAGCUGGCACCUGGUUCCACACAAGGCAGAGAAGAGUUCUCAACUGAAGUCAGACUAUUAUUGAAGCUACAACACAGAAAUCUUGUACGGCUGUUCGGGUGUUGUGUUGAAGGAGAAAAUAUGAUGUUAGUUUACGAAUACCUACACAACAAGAGCCUUGACCGCCUCAUCUUUGAUAAGAGCAAAAGUGCAUUGCUAGACUGGACAAAGCGUUACAACAUCAUAAUUGGUGUGGCACGGGGGCUUCUUUAUCUUCAUGAAGAUUCACAACUUAGAAUCAUACAUAGAGAUAUCAAAGCAAGCAACAUCUUACUUGAUGGAUUGAUGAAUGCAAAAAUAUCAGAUUUUGGUCUGGCGAAGCUAAUUAACGACGAACAAACCCAUCAUAGAACACAGCGGAUUGUGGGAACAUUUGGUUAUAUGGCUCCAGAAUAUGCAAGCAGAGGCUUCAUGUCUUCCAAGAUUGAUGUCUUCAGCUUUGGUGUGUUGAUAUUAGAAAUCAUAAGUGGAAGAAAGAAUUAUGACAUGGAAUUUGAUGAGCAAGACUGCGAGCUCCUGAAAUUUGCAUGGAGACUAGAAGAAGAAGGGCGGCUAACAGAUUUGGUAGAUGUCACUAUUGGUUCUUUCCCUCUAGAUCAUGUAUUGAAAUGCAUUCGCAUUGGGUUAUUGUGCUGUCAACGAUCUAUACGAGCUCGGCCAACCAUAUCUUCUACAGUUUUAAUGCUCUUAAAUGAUUCAGCAACAAUGUCAAAUGGAGGAACGCAUGACUACCAGAAUAUAAGUGACCGUGUCAGCCCACACAACAACAUCAAUGCCCCUGCAAACCCGGAAAAUGGGUCUUUCUCUAUGAAUUCUAUUACUUUUUCAUCAGCAAAUGGUAGGUAAUUAUUUAGUAGAUCAGUGUUUUCAAUAACUAUUAAGCUACUUCAUUUCCAAAUUAAUAUAUCCAUAUGUCAAUGUACACGAACACAUAAAAACUGACAUGUGUUCAAAGCUACUCGAGGAUGAGAUCAAUGUGUCAAA